Molecule: messenger RNA, 827 nt
Organism: Dermacentor silvarum
Lineage: Eukaryota; Metazoa; Arthropoda; Arachnida; Ixodida; Ixodidae
Exons: 2
Coding region: 144-812 (222 amino acids)
Source: RefSeq, a predicted model, not a curated record
UCUCCGUGGGACAGGCCUGACUAUAUAACCAUCGUCUGCUCCAGCGCAGCGCCAAAAACGACUUGCGGCGUCGAGCGAUCGCGAGCUUCGCCGGCGCAAGCAAGCAAGCGCAAAAAGUCCGAGAUCGUCGCGUGACGACGAACAUGGAGCGGUCCUCGCUAGCCGAGAAAAACGAGGAGUGGAUUAAGAUGGACGACCGCAAGGACAACCCGAGCAAGAAGCAGUCGCGGUUCCAGGUGGCCAAGGUGGACUUCGCCGUCGAGAAGCACUCGGACGACGAGAGUAGCAAUGAGGAGGACGAUCACGAUCAAGACGCCGACGGCCAGCCGGACGGCCAGUCGUGGAACGCCUGCUCGUACGACACGCACAAUGUGCGCAGCCUGCGCCACUACACGCGCGAAGCCCUGCCGCGGCUCGACCACUACCGGAACAUCAUGUCAGUGCACGGACACAUGGAGCGGCCCACGCUCGACGAGCUACACAACGCUACGCUGUCGCUGCUGCCGGACCAGAAGCAAUCUCUGGAGAAGUCCGCGCGCAACGCUAACGACGAAGUGGUCAUCAAGGGCAAAGGAGCCGUCAAGCUGGGAUGGAUCCAGGGAGUGUUUGUGAGUGCGCACGCAGGCGACUGUUCUCUUCUCUUCCUUCCUCCGUACCUCCUCAGAAGUGAGCGCGCACGUGUAUGUAGCCCUGUUGUCCCGAGGAGGGGUUUACGCCUCGCUUCAUCCAGGACUGGACUGCAGCCAGUGUCGUUAAGCGGUUUAAAAGAAUACUGCACCGUUUGCAGCUGGCUGCGCAGCUUGUCGCUGUAGACUAGCAAAUUCGAU